Phytophthora nicotianae INRA-310 is the source of this 1527-nucleotide messenger RNA. RefSeq lists its product as hypothetical. The transcript has 2 exons. The coding region runs from base 41 to 490 and encodes 149 amino acids. NCBI's taxonomy places the organism in Eukaryota, Oomycota, Peronosporomycetes, Peronosporales, Peronosporaceae. Gene Ontology annotation, molecular function: zinc ion binding; RNA polymerase II complex binding. The record is from RefSeq and is a predicted model, not a curated record. Gene Ontology annotation, cellular component: DSIF complex; nucleus. Gene Ontology annotation, biological process: mRNA processing; positive regulation of DNA-templated transcription, elongation; chromatin organization.
GCCCAAACGUUGGACAGCUCAAAACACUAUUACGAUAAGUAUGAGCCGGAUGCGCGACGAGGACGACGAGGAACUGGACGAGAGCUUCCAGCACGCCGACAUCCCCAACACCUUCCGCGAGCUUCGCGCCUGCAUGACGUGCUCGCUCAUCAAGACCUUCACGCAGUUCUACGACACAGGUUGCGAGAACUGUGCCUUUCUUCAAAUGGCCGACAACCGACAGCGUGUGGCCGAGUGCACCUCUGCCUACUUCGAAGGCAUGAUCGCCAUGAUGCAGCCGAAGGAGAGCUGGGUGGCCAAAUGGCAGCGCAUUGGUGCGUCAAGGUGGUCUAGUAUUUUAAGGUUGCAAUUGAUGACCCUAUCGGUAUUCGUUGUUGGCGCAGUUCGCUUAAUCCCAGGCAUAUAUGCUGUGUCUGUCUCCGGAGAGCUACCCGACUCGAUCAAGCGUUUUCUUGAGGACAGGAACAUCCCGUACCGCGUGCAGAACUAAAAGGCCGUGGAGCAGAAAUGCAGAGCAGCUUUACGUGAGGUCGCAUUCGGUUAAUGUAAUGCACAUCCAUUAGCUCUACUUUCUCCGUGAGGACUGCUUUUUACGCUAAGUACCAUAUCAUAAAUGAAGAAAAUCGGCCAAGAUCUCAAUUCUUUGGCAGGCGGCGAAACCCAAAAGACAUCCGCGGCGUUGGCAAGCCGCUCGACUCAACAGGUUUGGGGAUCGCGUUCGUUGAAAUAUUGGGCACCUUGUGUGGGCUUGGCGUUGGAAGAAAGCUCUUUGUGGUCUUGGAUACGGAUGAGGGCGUACCUGAAAGAGCAGAUGAAGGUUGAGUCAAGCGAGAUGAAGAAGGCUUUACCGCCAUAGUGCUUGGCGUCAUUGGUGUACGGACGAAUGGUCGUGGACGAACUACAGCACUCGGAGGCUUCGCGAUGCUGCUUGGAGCUCCGAUGGACUUUCGUUGAGCCAGUCCCGAAGAUGCCGCCGAUACACUUGGUGGUACAACAGAUUGGGUUGGUGGCGAGGGGGGCUUUACAUUGUUUACGGUAGAAUUCUCUGCAUGUGCAGACUUGUGUUGAUGUAGAGCGCUCGACGAUUGAGCCCUCAAAGGAGAAGGCGCUUUCCCACUACGCCCAAGCCGACGUGUGGGAAGCGGGUACCUGAAAGAUCUGACCAGAUCGUAAUCUCCAUCGUUGUCGUCUAGAAGUCCCGACUCCAAGAUUGCUUCAGGCGUUGCGUCGCCCAUGAUCAGUGUAUAAGUGUCUCCUGAGUCACCACUUAGUGAAAGCUUCAACACAGCUGUACGCGGCACUGAGUGCAGUGUUGCAGCAUAAUGUCUUGAAGUUACAUCGUGAAACCAUUCAUCGGAGAGGGGGUCAUCGCCCACAAGAACCUCAAAAACGAGGUCCGCGUCGUCUUGAUCCGCGUUAAACAUUGCCCGGGAUAAUCUAUCACUCACUGGGUAUAGAGAUUGCUUCCGUUCACAGUACUUCGUAAUGCCAAACUCCUGGAGAAAUAAAGCCGCAUUAUCUGUGCCU